Molecule: messenger RNA, 644 nt
Organism: Ixodes scapularis (black-legged tick)
Lineage: Eukaryota; Metazoa; Arthropoda; Arachnida; Ixodida; Ixodidae
Product: 60S ribosomal protein L26
Exons: 2
Coding region: 158-601 (147 amino acids)
Biological process (GO): cytoplasmic translation; ribosomal large subunit biogenesis
Cellular component (GO): cytosolic large ribosomal subunit
Molecular function (GO): structural constituent of ribosome; RNA binding
Source: RefSeq, a predicted model, not a curated record
GCGCCGUCUAGAUGGUUCGAAUGGCGGUUGGUGGCGCCGCGGGGGCUUCGAGAGUUUCUUUUCUUUCUUUGCACGUGUAUCCGUGGGACGCACCAACCAGCCAGCAUCCGCUUCUAGCCAUUUUAUUAGCCUUCAUUUGCCUGAAAACCGAUCAAUAAUGACAAAACUGAACCGCUUCGUCAGCUCGUCCAGGAGGAAGAGCCGGAAGAGGCAUUUCAACGCCCCGUCCCAUAUUCGUAGGAAGAUGAUGAGUUCGCCACUUUCCAAAGACCUCCGGCAAAAGUACAACGUGCGCAGCAUGCCCAUCCGGAAAGACGACGAGGUUCAGGUGGUUCGAGGACAUCACAAGAGCCAGCAGGUCGGCAAAGUGGUCCAGGUGUACCGCAAGAAGUUCCUGGUCCACAUCGAGCGCAUCCAGCGCGAGAAGGCCAACGGCGCGUCGGUGCCCGUGGGAAUCCACCCGUCCAAGGUCUUGAUCGUCAAGCUCAAAAUGGACAGGGACCGCAAGAAGAUCCUCGAACGCCGCGGACUGGGGCGCCAACUCAAGGACAAGGCAAUGAAGGGCAAGCACACAGAGGAGAGCGUUGCCAUGGAAUCAUGAGUUGCAGAGAGACGCCCACAGUAAAAAUCCGGUUCAGACGCCA